Messenger RNA from Musa acuminata subsp. malaccensis (wild Malaysian banana), 1118 nucleotides. RefSeq lists its product as uncharacterized. NCBI's taxonomy places the organism in Eukaryota, Viridiplantae, Streptophyta, Magnoliopsida, Zingiberales, Musaceae. The record is from RefSeq and is a predicted model, not a curated record. Gene Ontology annotation, molecular function: nucleic acid binding.
ACGUGCCACUUCAGCCAUCCUGGUGGUCCGCAAUCCCUAUUCAUCUUCCUCGCAGAAGAAACGGUGGUGAGGUAUCACCGAAGGAUUUCUCCGUACACAUUCGAAUCAGUCUAAUCAUGGCAGACUUGGACGAGGGCGUUCUGCGCAGUUCGAUCUUUGAUUCGCGAAAAGGCGAGACAGCGAAGUCAAGAGGCCAGUUGAUCGAACGGAAGAUCGAUAUUAUCGAAAGCUUGGCUGGCAAGGUGAGUAAUCGGCGGUCUCGCAGAUGGCUAAAUGAUUGUCUAUUGAUUGAACUUGUUCCUCGAUUAAAUGUCGAGGAAAUUAGAGGCCUUUUUGCUCCCCCUCCAUGGGGUGACAACAAACCAUUAUCAGCAUUUUGCAUGACCAAUGUCAAAGAGUGGGACGUUUUCCGAAAUGUGGACAUGGAUGUAGAGGCUAGCAUAACAAAAGCCUUGAGGGCGACUUCAGCAGAAAGAAAGGUUUAUAUGAAUACCGAUAAGGCAGUUGCACUGAAUGCAUGGCGACGAGUAGAUCGUAGAACAAGGGAGGCUAUGCGUCGUAAUUUCCUUCCACAACUCAUUGAGGGUUAUGAGGAGCGCAUAAGAGUAUUCAUUAAUGAUGGCGUUGAAGAUGUGCUUGUGCUACAUGUUCAGGAUUCUUUUCACAGAUUAUUGCUUCAUGGUGUAUGUGAGGGGACAGUUAUUAUGCAGCUGCAGCUUGCUUACCAAAGAUACUUACGGCAACUACCAAUAUCUAGUCUGAAAAGUUUCAACUUCUCUUUUCUGAUACAGUUCUACAAUUUAAUCUCCAUCACUGAAUCAAUAGUGAGGGAUGCAAAACUGUGGAAGAUGACAAGGAUAAAGAAGAAAAUGGGUUGCAAUGAGAUCCCCCCAAACAUCACCCUUGCUCAGUUUCUGCGUCUGUCGAAGGAUGGAGCUUUGUAGCCCAUGUGUGUUUACAAAAUGUGGUAGUCAUGUAUUCUUAUUGAAUCUAAAAUAGAAUUCCUGUAAAUUAUCCAGAAAUUAUGGGACGAUGUUAAUUACUUCGGUGCAUCUUAUUCAAGGAGGAAACCUCAGAAGUUUAAGAGGUUUUCCAAUAAAAUACUAGCUUUUAUAUAA